ACAAUCCCAGGAUUCCGGCCUGACCAGCCUCGUGUCAUUGGCGUCCAUCUGACAGGUGGGCAACGCAGCCCUGUUGGCCGCCAGUGCCCUAUAAGCUUCGCCGGCAUCUGGAUGGCUGCGCGAUCGAUUUCAAUCUAUACUCUUUUAGCCAUUUUCAAUAUUACUUUCCUAUAUUAUUAUUCUCCAUUACAUCUGCGGAACACGAUUAGAUUCUCCGUCGCGCUUCUGCAGUGCGUCGUAAGUAAACCCGCCCCAUCCUGGCUCCAUGCUUAUCUCCCCACCUCAGCAUUUCUCAAUCUCUUGAACAUCGAACUCUGGUUCGAACCAUAUAACCAGUCCAUCCUGAAACACGACUUCUCAGUCAAAGCAGUCCCAUUGGGCCUCCAGGGGUUCCCUAUCACAUUUUCACUCUCACUCUCUCCCUAUUCACGAUCCUCAAAAUUCCAGUCUCAUCAAAAUCAAAAGCAAAGCCGUUGAGAACGGGGCACUUUGCAGACCAAAUCCCCGCACUGCACUCUGUAGAAGCUUACGUACACCCUCACCUAACAA
Messenger RNA from Aspergillus vadensis CBS 113365, 549 nucleotides. RefSeq lists its product as uncharacterized. NCBI's taxonomy places the organism in Eukaryota, Fungi, Ascomycota, Eurotiomycetes, Eurotiales, Aspergillaceae. The record is from RefSeq and is a predicted model, not a curated record. Bases 112 to 477 code for a protein of 121 amino acids. The transcript has a single exon.